Molecule: messenger RNA, 477 nt
Organism: Pectinophora gossypiella (pink bollworm)
Lineage: Eukaryota; Metazoa; Arthropoda; Insecta; Lepidoptera; Gelechiidae
Product: alpha-(1,3)-fucosyltransferase 11-like
Exons: 2
Coding region: 1-477 (158 amino acids)
Cellular component (GO): membrane
Molecular function (GO): alpha-(1->3)-fucosyltransferase activity
Source: RefSeq, a predicted model, not a curated record
AUGUCGGAGAAGCUGUGGCGCGCGUUAGAAGUGGGUGUGGUGCCGAUCUACUUCGGUUCGCCGCUGGUCAGGGACUGGCUGCCGAACAACAAGUCAGCCAUACUGCUGGAGGACUAUCCCACGCCGGAGCUGCUUAGUCAACACCUUCAUUACUUACUGCAGAACGACACAGCUUAUGAUGAAUACUUGGAGCAUAAGACGCUAGGGCUGGUUUCUAAUAAGAAACUUUUAGACGAAAUCACAGCUAGACCGUACCAAAACAGUUUGAGCAAAAUUAUUGAAAAGUUUGAAUGUUUUGUGUGUGAGAGACUCCAUGAAAAGAAGAAAAUUGAUGUCCAAAUGAUGACGAAGAAAGACUACGACUGUCCACCGGCCAUCACGGCGUUGAAUUUUUCAUCAGAGCCUAACGGUAUGUGGCAGGAUUGGAUCCUACAUUCAAACAAGGAGGAAGAGGAGCGCCUCUUCCUCCUUGUUUGA